UACCGUUCAGAAUUUGAAUUAUAUCGAUUUUGCUAUGACGAGCGUCGAAAAACCGUUAUUCAUACCGAACAUAAAAUAUUAUCUCCUGCUUUACUGUCCAAUCGAAAAUUGAAACGAGAACAAGAAAAAACAUACGAUUUGAUGAUCGACAAUGGUAACUAUUUCGGAUUAGAUGAGGAAGCCCUUAAAAGCAAAUACGAGUAUGUAAAGCUGGAAACCAAAAUGGAACAGAAGAGCAGCUCAUCCAAUCAGAUUCAAGAUUUAAAUCAUUCGAAUAAUAAUGUUCAAAUAUUUUCAAAUAAUCAAUAUCAAAAACUUGUACCUCCUGGUGACUUUGCAUUUGCCUUAUGGAAGAAACCCGCAUACCACUACGUUAAUUUAAAACUAAUGAGAAAAGACUUGAUGAAACUUUGGGAUCAUAUCAAUAAACGUAUAAGAAAUGAUGCUAUUAAGCGUAAUAGAGAGUACUACAUUCACACAGGAGCAUACGAGAAGACCACAGAUCAGAUAGGGAAUCACAGAAACACCAAGAACAAGAAAUCUCAAGAAAAUACAGAUUACUGGUUGAAAAUCAUUUACUACUUUCGUGGCCGACUCAAAGGACAAAAUGAGCCGAUUAAAAAUACAGCAGUGGCUAUUGUAAUGAAUAAUAAUUUUGAUAACAAUUCAUCAACGGAUUCUUGGUUCGAUGAAAAAUGUGAGAAAAAUCUAUGCGAAAAUGCAUUUGUCGAGCAAUUUCAACAAAUUGGAAAAUCUGUUCGUUGUUGUUCCCUAAUUAAUACCCAAACAUUUAAUGAAACUGAUCUUAAGAUCGAUGAAGACUUGGAAGUGGAUUUUUUGUAUGAAGAUUACAACGCUUGAUAACUAUUUUAUUGAAAAAUGUUUUAUUCAUUAAAAAAAAAAUCCAUAAAUUUUCAGUUUUGUUUGUAAUGGAAAAAGUCAUGAAUUCUUCAAUUUUACAAUCUACUAUUUUUUGAGCCUCCAGCAUGAAGCCUCAUAUUUAUGGGGUAGGAGUAUGUUCAACUUGAAGUAACCCUCCAUAAUCUUUCAUCUCUCAAUUGUUCAUAAAAAUUGAUUAUUGCUUCAAUUUUACAUAGGUAGGUAGGUAGGUACUACGUAGGUACCUAUUUUGGAAACAUUCAUGUCUGCACUGUAUUUUUA
Messenger RNA from Planococcus citri (citrus mealybug), 1161 nucleotides. RefSeq lists its product as uncharacterized. The record is from RefSeq and is a predicted model, not a curated record. The coding region runs from base 142 to 861 and encodes 239 amino acids. Lineage: Eukaryota; Metazoa; Arthropoda; Insecta; Hemiptera; Pseudococcidae. The transcript has 3 exons.